CGGCAUGCCGUUCCCGUCGGCGGCGUCCACCUUCAGCCUGGGCUCCUCCCCCUGCUCGUCGUCGGGGGGCCCGCCGGCCGGUCCCAGCCUGUACGAGUUCCUGCUCGAGGCUGAGCUCUCCUCGUACUACGACGCGCUACGCAACGACCUCAAGGUGUCCUCGGUGGGACAACUCAAGUAUGUCGAGGAGGACGACCUUUCGCACCUGGGAAUGAGCCGGCCCGAGCAGAGGCGCCUGCGAAAGUACUUCCACAAGUACUUCCCCCAGACCUACCUGCGAAAAAUCAAGCAGAUGAUUCUCCCCAAAGCCAAAGAUGACAUGGACCAGUCGUCAGUGCUGUUGCUUGACACUAGCACGGACAAGGGUUCCUCGUCACAGGUUCGGGUUCCCAGCAAGCAUAUAAUCCCUGCAGACAGCAUUGUCAUCAACAAGGAGCUUGGUGUCGGCGAGUUUGGUGUCGUCCAGCAAGGGGUUUGGACCAAUGAAGAUGGAGACAGGAUCCAGGUGGCCAUAAAGUGUCUGAGCAAGGAUCAAAUGCAAAACAACCCCAUGGAGUUCCUCAAAGAAGCUGUCAUUAUGCACACCAUUGACCACGAACACAUUGUCCGGCUCUAUGGGGUUGUUUUGGACACUGUGUCUCUCAUGCUGGUGACUGAGUUGGCACCUCUGCGAUCACUGCUGGAGUGCCUGAAGGAGGCUUCUCUGCGGCCCAGCUUCCCGGUGAUGGCACUCUGUGACUUUGCAAUGCAGAUCUGUGAUGGCAUGCAGUACCUGGAGAGCAAGCGCCUCAUCCACAGGGACCUGGCUGCACGGAACAUCCUAGUCUUUGCCAAGAACAAGGUAAAGAUUAGCGACUUCGGACUCUCUCGAGCACUUGGUGUAGGCAAAGACUACUACCAGACAAACUUCAAUGUUAAUCUCAAGCUCCCAAUUGCAUGGUGUGCUCCAGAAUGUAUUAACUUCCUGCGAUUCACAUCAGCAUCUGAUGUGUGGGCAUAUGGUGUAACCUUGUGGGAAAUGUUCAGCUACGGAUUUCAGCCCUGGGCUGCAUUGACUGGCCAACAGAUAUUGGAAGCGAUAGACGAGCCAAAUCUGCAGAGGCUGGAGCAGCCUGACUGCUGUCCUAAGGAUUACUACACACUGAUGCUAAAAUGCUGGCAGCACGACCCAAACAAGCGGCCAAGGUUUUCUGAAAUACUUCAAAUGUUACCUGAUUGUAAGCCGGAGCAAGUGCAGGCUAUCACCGACUGCCCAGACACUUCUAUGGGAGGCUCAGUCAAACUGAAGAAAGAUGCCUUGCACUACCGAACAGGCGAUGUGAUUACAGUGCUGGACAAAAGGCCUGAUGCAUGGUCCCUGUGGAAAGGCGUCACAGCUUCGGGAAAGACUGGUUUCUUCAAUCCGGCUGCUACAAUUGCAUAUCUGGGCCACAAUCUGCCUUCAAGUCGUUCUAGUGGCAGCUUCACCCGAUGGGAUCCUCGUUCUGGUGCUGGUGUAGCCUACGCCAGUGGUCGGCGCAGUCGAUUGCGGCCUGAAAUGAUUUCAGGCCCCCAGGGUGACUUGAAACAUACUGGCCAUGUAGGUCUUGAUGGAGCAUUUUUUGGAGAUGUAGCUUUCCUUGGUGAUAAAUAUGGGCAGCUGCCGAAGCAAGUUGUGAAUCCUUAUAAGCCUCAAGAAGAUAAGGACUCCUCAGACUCUUCAGAUAUGACACCUCUCCUAAACGGCUCCAGUUCCACCGUAGAUGGCAAAAGUGGCCCUGCUUUGGAAACUUGGUCUGAUACUAGUAGUGAGAAAGACCUGGCAAAGGAGUACAUUCUUGAAAAAGAAAUCUGUGCCAAGCCACUGGAUCUGAAGCAUUCCAAGCCACUUGACCUGAAGAGCAUGUCAGCAAAAGAUAGCCAAAAACCUGAUCAUGAAUAUCAUGAAAUAAGCGAUGAGGAACAGAUGGAUGCUACUGAGAGUCCCAAAUUUGAGACUCUGGACUUGGGCCCCUCAUUGAUGGACGAGGUGUUUCGAGCUCUUGAGACAACUCAACUCAACUUUGACUUUGACAAAGUGCCCAAAGACAGCUGUUUUGCUAAAAGUGAGCCUCCAAAGGAAACCCUGAUGCCCAAACCUUCCUCUGCAAGCGGAACCUUCAAGAAGAAGCAGCUUGCAGCAGUCAAGCCCAUUUCGGCUGCUGAGGAACAGACACUUGAAACGGCCAUUGCAAUAGCUAAAGAGGCUGCUGCACAGAGCAUGCAGGAAAUGGAUGGUCCUUCAGAAUCUGAUGCCACACAGGACAGCCCGCGCACCCCCAGUUCGCCAAACAAGCGGAAAUUCUCCUUCAAGUUUAAGUCAAGCCCCAAAUUGGGAAGGCGCACUUUCUCAGAGGAAGCAGAAGCAAUUCCUGACAUUCAAGACUCUCUCUCAGAAGAGGCCAAAGAAGCGUACAAUAGUCUUGUCGACAAGGUACCAGAAAAACUAGUGGCAGUUGAACCAACACUGGAAGUAGCGCCAGCACCCGCAACGGCAGCUGUUGGUGAAUCCCCCCUGGACACAGGUGCCGACAUGAACCCACUAAGGCGAAUUAGGAGUGGCAUCCAAAUUCAGCCUCGCAUCAGAGGCAACCGUCAUGGCAUCCCAAGCAGUUGCAGGCCCACCACACCACACACGGCUGCGCUUGCACGCUUGGCUGCCAAUGCUGUCAGCUCUGGCAGCACACCAAGAAAUGGACUGGGAGCUCCACCACCACCACCACUCUUGCAGCAGGCAGAAGCGAAUCCUCUUCCAUUGCCGCCAAGGGACCGUACUAAGCCUGCGCAAGUCCUGAAGCAUCACCAACGGAAGCACCCGCUGCUGCUGCUUCCCGGUACUGUUUCAGCGGAGACUGCGGAUACCUGUAAGGACUCUGGCAGUGAGUCGCCUCCUGUGCAAGAGUCUGUGACAGUGCCGAGGCAGGCUUCUGUAAAUGAGCGGAUAGCGGCUGUUGAAGCAAGGACAAGCAGAAGCGAGGCCGAGCCACGGUUUCCCCCACCAAAGCCAGUGCGAACAUGCAGUAACCCAGAUGAUUCGUUUGAGAACCAAAUUCAGGAAGAAAUUGACAGCCUAGACCAUCUCACAACAGCUGAAGCUCCAUCACCACCAACCAUCUAUAAGAACAGUGACCACGUCAGUUGUGAAGAUCUCCUCGAGUUUGCCAUGGACAGGCCUAAUGCAAAAAGGACUCAAGGCCCUGCACGAGGCGUUGAUUCUGAUGAGGUCCGAAUCAUGCAGAAAGUUCUCGCAAAAGAGCAUGUUGGCGUAGAGGAGUGCCUUGUGGCCCUAAAUGAAGUGGACUGGGAUGUGCACAAAGGAAUCAAGUGGCUGCGGCUUCAGCAGCAGCUGCAGCAGCGGCAUGGCUUGACUUUCCCAGCUGAUGCUUGCUCCCACGCCCUGGAGCAGAGUGGUUGGAAUGUCUUGCAGGCCACCAACCUCCUCAGAGCUACACAGGCAAGCACCUUGGAUGACACCACCGAAGUGUGAUGUUUGAAUCUGGUAGUGAAUUUACUUGAGAGCUGUGGGGGAAGAAGGGAGUAUGUAUGGGUGCACACAUAUUCUGCUGCAUAAACUAGUAGCCCCAAAUGAUGAAUUUCAUUAGUGAAGCACACUCCAUACAUUAUUAUUCACUACCACAACUUACAUAGCAGAAUAGCACCUCUGUUCUACUGUUAGCUGCAGGAUUCAUGAAUUAAUUAUGAACACAAAACGCCAUACAAUUUUACCAGAAGUAUAUUUAGCCAUUGUAAAGACCUAGGAAGAAGGCAGUAGUAGCAGAAAAUGCAAAUGGGUGGAUGCUUAGCUGUUGAACAAUGCCAUAUUUGUCACUGAUUUUGGAAAUAUUGGCCUCUAAUUUUGCUUGUGUGGAUCCAUCUAAGUGAAGUAAUGGAAAAAGUAGAACUAAUCAGUUGUAUUCCUUUUACUACAGAAAGAAAACUGCAGCUUGAAAUACAUUUUAGCAUGCAUACUACAAGGAACGGUUUUGUGAACAUUGUGCUCACCCUUCUCGGCUCGGGUGACACUGAUAGCAUGAGUGAGUGCAGGCCAUUUACAGGGUCGAGUCCACAGUAUCGCAUCAUGCCUGGUGAGCAGACAGAAUGGGCCACAAAUGCCACUACUCCCAUUGUUUGCACGUAGCAUAAUAAAGAACGUAGUAAUCAAACAGGGAAACAAAAGACACUGAUUUAAGUCAUGCAGUUCACCAUAGUGUUCUUAUAUAUUGAGCAGUACCAUGUGCUGCUGCCUUUUAUGCUUGUCAUCUUUCACAUCUGAGCUGCUGCUAGAUUUUUCAUGGAAGCCUGUGUAGUGAAACCUGUGAAGUUCAUAAAUGGUAAGUGUCCUGGUUUUACGUUAGUUUUUCAUUACAUCUGUGGAGCCAGCUUAGAUAGCUGGCACGGGUGCCUUGUGCUUUUGUAUGUUGUUUGUAGAUUCUCGAGCAUUUAAGUACUACUGCCUGUGGCUAUAAAUGUUUCACAGUGUUCUUUGUGCCUACUACAUUGUGGUUGUCUUCUGUAGCAGAUGGUAGGCAGGCUGAUGUGUGUGUGUGCCUGCCUGAACAGUGUCAUAACUGUCUGCUUUGCACUUUAGGAAAGCAGUGAAAAAGGUGCCUUUAGAAUGUGGUGACGCUCUCAUGCAAUUUUUAUUUUCUGUGUGCAGUUGUAGCGGCAAAUGUUUUGUGUCUAACAUGUGCUUCAAAACAAGAGCGUGUUUUCCUUAUACUGUAAGCUUUACUUACUUGGGCCCUGAGUAUGGCAAGUGUUCUUUAGUUAACAGCUCUGCACAAAUAAGUGCUCUAGGCAUUGUAUAUGCGAUAAGAGAAAUUUGUGAAGAAGUAAAUUGGCUGUGAAACAGGUGCAAAGCAACUAGCUAUUGAAGGAAUCUGUAGUCUGGUUUUGGUGCAGUACAGAUGGGUUAUUAUUGCUUAAAAGAAUUGCCCAUGUUGCUUCAGUAAAAGGGAUAAUCAAAAGCAGUUAACUGUUUGCUUUUUCACAUCGUGCAUGUAGUGAGCCACAAAAAAAAAACAGAACCAUUAGAAAUGUUAGUUCUGGGAAAAAGUUGAGGCAUAUGCAUUGCACACACAUCCUAGUCAGCAUGGAGGUUUAUGCUGACAUACUGCCACUGAUGCGUGCUACUAUUGAAAAAUACAUCAAGUGCGGGACAUUCACAAAUUCAAGCAGCUCUAUGAAUUGCUGCACCAAGUGCGUAUUUAGGAAUCUCCUGUAUGCACAGAAGAAUUCUAUAUCUCAGCUGAUAAUGUGCAUUUUUUUACUUUUCCUCCACUCUUCUCUUUAUGCCAUUCAGAGACUUACUAUACAGGCAUGCUAUGACUAUGAUCAACUUGCGCACAAAAUUGUCACAAAAAAAAAGCAUUGCGUAGCUACUGUGGAAUUGCACCUACUUAAGUGCAUCUGUGUUUGCAGUGCAAUGUAUUAUGGCACCACAUAGUAAAUAGUCUCUAAAAUACAUUUAAAAAACUGGCAAGUGUUUGUGGCUUACCAAAUAUACAUAUAUAUAUGAGCAUCAAAUGCAUGCUACUUGCCUAGCAGUACCGUAGUUACAUAAAUCGCAAUUCACAUGACUGUCUAUCAUAACUGGUUUUCCAAGCACUGCAAGAUCUUAAUUUCUUUUUGUACUUUGUUGCAGUGAUAUUAACUUUACUGCAAGUGUACAGUAAUGAGUCCAGUAGUUAGGCCUAUGAACCUAUAAAUGCCAUAAAAGCUUGUCAAAAAAUUACCUUUCUCAUGUCUGGCCUUACUGAGCUUGUUUGUUGUGCUGUAUAGUGUUGCGUGGCUGCAAGCUUUCUCUUCUGCAUCUAAUUUCUUUUUUCAUAGACCUCAGUGCCUCAGAUAGAAACUGUUUUGUUUGUGCCAAGCACAGUCUGUGCACUUUUUAACAAGGCCAUCUAUGAUUUAGAUAACAGAUGCAUGAUUGAGCUCAUUUCUAAAUGUUAAAAAAGAGAAUGCAGGUAGUAAGUAUUUUAAGUCAGACACAGUAUCUACUCAUUGUGCAUGUUCUUCACUGCUUAAGCAUAUUGUAGAAUUUAAGAUCUUCCUUGCUAAGCAUGUGCCAUCCUCGUCAUAUAUAAUUGGUUCUCAUUUCAAAGUUGCCUGUUUUGUUUCAUUUCCUCAACACACAGCUUCAUUCGAAUCCUCCUUUGCACAUGCAUGUUGCCAAGGGUGCUGGCAGAAAACCAAUUGUAAAGUAUGCUUCUCUGUGGCGUUUGCACACCACAGGAAAUGUUUUAUGUUUUCCGUACAGAUAUAAAAAUGUGUAGCUUUCGUCAUAAGUAGGUUUUAGUUUUGUGCUCCUGAUAGUGAACCAGUGAAGCAUGAGCACUUGAAGUGUCUUAAAGUUCUCAACACUGAUUUCAACCUAGCUUUCUUAGAGCAAUAGGCAGUGCUUUAUUUUCUCUGUUAGUGCUGCCAAGGAAAAGAGCCCGUUAGUGUAAAUAUAUUUAUAAGUAGGCUUUUCUAAGUGUUAGGUUUGCCUUGUGCAAGUUUGUAUAUGUUCGAUGUAUGCUUGAACCUGUGUGUUCAGUGAGGAGUGUUGUGGCAGGCUGCAUGUCAUUGCAGAAUUUAUUUCCCAAAGUUAGCCAUGCAGUGUAGCUGCCACAUACAUAGUCCUUGUGCUUGGCUGUUUGCUUAUAGGUCCUGUUUUGUCAUGGACAAACUCCUAGUACUAUUUCGUAAUUGACAAGCAGCUAUAUUCAGGCAACCUUCAUUGACUGAUUGGUAAUAACUUCAUCUUUUGAAACGUCUUUUAUCUGUCUAAGCUUCUGGAGGUGCCAAUUAUUAAUAGCUUUAUAUGCUAACCUUUUACACUGCAACAGAAGCAAGCUGAACAACUAAACUUGCAUUCCUGUGUUACACACCAGCUUUGUUUGACCGCUGAAGUGAAAUCUUGGCAGCUGUAUGUUUAGCAUGCCUUCCAUACAUAUGCAAGUGUGUUUUUUGACGUUGUGCGAGUUGCCCUUCUGAGAAACCAUGAAAACCAUGUGGGUUCAAAUGCAGAACAUGCUUUCAACCUGUCUAUGUAUGAUUGCUAAUCAUGCGGAAAAUAUUUUGGCUUGCUUAUGCUUCCUCAUCCGGCUUUUAAGAAUCUCAGUGGUGUGUUUUUUUCCCAUCUCACUUUGCACCUAAAAAUAAUAUUCCCCUGGUUCUAUACUGCAAGUUUAAGUGCGGCGCUACAAUGGAGAUAUUUCAUUGAAAUUACUAACGGAAGCAUCUGUCCCUAUUUGGUAUUGAAAUUGUUUAGCUACCAGUGUUCUUCUGUUAAAUUUUAAACUAAUUUAGCUUGUAACUAAAAACCUUGAGACAAGACAGGGUUUUUGUGUAAUUCGCAAAUGUACAAGUGUCUGGAAUGAUCUGAAUGCUAUUUUGCUGCUGUACGCAGAAACUCUGUAACAGUUCUACUUAGCAUUGCAUGCUGUCAAUAAAAUGUUUGAUGAA
Dermacentor albipictus is the source of this 7467-nucleotide messenger RNA. The record is from RefSeq and is a predicted model, not a curated record. Lineage: Eukaryota; Metazoa; Arthropoda; Arachnida; Ixodida; Ixodidae.